GUUGUUGACAAUUUUACGUCGUCUGCUUCUCCACUAUUCACGAUAAAUUUUAGUAUUUUGUACUCAAUCAGGGUAAAUUAUCUGGUCAGCGAAAAUGCUGCCUUGCUUUGUUCGCCGGGCUGUAUUUUCAUUCAACCCCCGUUAUAGUCACGCCAAAAAUGUUAUUCCAAAUAUCCGCCAUCUGGUUACAAGCGUGGAUCCUUCGAGUGGCUUAACGGAAGAGCAGCAACAAAUUUACAAAACAGCACUAGAUUUUGCCCAUCUCGAAAUGAGACCUCAUAUGGCUGAAUGGGAUGAGAAUGAAAUUUUCCCAGUAGAAACAAUGAGAAAGGCAGCAUCAUUGGGAUUUGGUGCUAUUUACGCCAGGGAAGAUUAUGGUGGCACAGGACUUUCACGGCUUGAUGCUUCCAUCACAUUUGAAGCUCUGUCUCAAGGUUGUGUUUCUACCACUGCCUACAUUAGCAUCCACAACAUGUGUGCAUGGAUGAUAGACACAUUUGGAAGAGAAGAUUUAAGAAAAACUUGGAUCCCACAGUUGGCCAGCAUGGAAAAACUAGCUUCAUAUUGUUUGACUGAACCUGGAGCUGGAUCAGAUGCGGGCUCUCUGAACACCACUGCCAAGAAAUCUGGAAAUGACUUAAUUCUCAAUGGUUCAAAGGCAUUCAUCAGCGGAGGCGGUGAUACCGAUGUAUAUUUAAUCAUGUGUAGGACUGGUGAGCCAGGUCCAAAAGGUAUUUCGUGCGUCCUGGUUGAAAAGGGCACACCUGGUCUUAGCUUCGGCAAAAAGGAGAAGAAAAUAGGAUGGAAUUCUCAACCUACUAGAGCUGUCAUUUUGGAAGAUUGUCGCGUUCCUAUUAGCAACAUUAUCGGCAAAGAAGGCCAAGGCUUUAGCAUUGCGAUGAAAGGGUUAAACGGUGGCAGAGUAAAUAUAGCAUCUUGCUCUUUGGGAGCGGCUCAAGCGAGCCUCGAAAUUUCUGCCGACCAUCUCAAAGUGCGAAAACAGUUCGGUAAACCACUUGCCGAUUUUCAGCAUAGCCAAUUUCAAAUGGCAAGAAUGGCUACAAAAUUGGUUGCGUCGAGAAUGAUGAUUCGGAAUGCGGCUACAGCCCUGGAAGAAAGUCAUCCUAAUGACGUCACUCUGUGUUCCAUGGCUAAACUAUAUGCUACUGAAGCAUGUUUCGAAAUUGUGAACACAGCACUUCAGCUACACGGAGGCUACGGUUAUCUAAAGGAUUACGCCGUUCAACAAUAUCUCAGAGACAUUCGCGUGCACCUUAUCUUGGAAGGAACUAACGAGGUUAUGCAAAUGGUGAUUGCCAAGGAUAUUCUGAAAUCGAAGUAAAUUAUUUUUAAUGGAAGCACUCGAUUUAUUAUUUUUCGUUUAUGUAUAACUUUGUUGUUAGUUAAUACUACACGAAGGAAGUGAAGCAAAUUGAGCUCGUAAUAAAAGAUACUGCCUGUAUAGUA
Daphnia pulicaria is the source of this 1467-nucleotide messenger RNA. Its product is annotated as isobutyryl-CoA dehydrogenase, mitochondrial-like. The coding region runs from base 95 to 1342 and encodes 415 amino acids. The transcript is spliced from 10 exons. The record is from RefSeq and is a predicted model, not a curated record. Gene Ontology annotation, biological process: lipid metabolic process. Lineage: Eukaryota; Metazoa; Arthropoda; Branchiopoda; Diplostraca; Daphniidae. Gene Ontology annotation, molecular function: acyl-CoA dehydrogenase activity; flavin adenine dinucleotide binding.